UAAAAUUUAUUCUUCUUUUCUGCGUCAGUGCUCUAAUCAGCCAUUGAAGAGUAGUUAAGACAGCUUUCUACCAUGUGGGCAAAGCUCAGACAAUCUAUCUCAGGCGACGAAGAUGAUCGAGGAGGAGACGGCUUCUUUGAGGAUGAAUCUGAUGGCUUGUGCUCUCUCUCUCCGACUCAGAGAAUGUACGGAUUCGCGGCGUGUUUGAUCGCUGGAUUGGCCUUAAUGUUCCUGUCACUGAUUGUCUUUGCUAAACCAAUCAAAUUUGCUUUGUUAUUCACGAUUGGCAAUGUGUCUGCUGUUGGAAGCACAGCCUUCCUUAUUGGCCCUGUACAACAAAUGAGAAUGAUGUUUGAUUCUGCCCGAGUUUUUGCGACGGCUGUUUAUCUUGGGUGUGUUGUUUUGGCACUCAUUUGUGCUCUCUUGAUACAUAGCAAGAUUUUAACAAUACUUGCAAUCAUAAUUGAGAUCUUAGCCCUUGUUUGGUAUAGUAUAAGUUAUAUUCCUUUUGCUCGGAGAAUGGUGUCUGAACUGAUGAUCCGUUUAUGUGACACCGAGCUUUAGAUGAUGACACCCUUCAAAGAUGUGCCUUUCACUGCUGAAAGUCCAGAGAUUUUUUCGAACUGGUUUGCACUUUUUCUUUUUGCCACACAUUUGGGAUUCAUUUGAUAUAUUUGUCUGAUAUGGUACUUGUAUAUAAGCCUUGAUCUUGUAUUUCAACUUCUACUUUUUCUGUGAUUGGAAGAUAAUUCCAAGUAACAUUUUGUUCCCAGAAUAUGCAAACUUUUCCCUGUUUUUCUUGUAAUAUUUAUUUGGGGGCUCUAAGAGUUCAAUUUAUCUA
Molecule: messenger RNA, 841 nt
Organism: Humulus lupulus (European hop)
Lineage: Eukaryota; Viridiplantae; Streptophyta; Magnoliopsida; Rosales; Cannabaceae
Exons: 6
Coding region: 73-564 (163 amino acids)
Biological process (GO): vesicle-mediated transport
Cellular component (GO): membrane
Source: RefSeq, a predicted model, not a curated record